GUUAUUUUAUGUUGGUUUAAGUGUAAAGUUCACUGCUUCUUCUCCAAAGAUAUUGAGAUUUCAGGUCACUUUAAUUGAUUCGAAGGGUUAAAAUGUCCACUGAGAUAGAUGAAGUGGGGCUUGACGUGGUGGAGGGAGAUUGGGCAUUAAUAAAAAAAAUCCCGUUAAUUAUGUCCGAUUCACCAAACCAUUCGAGGUCUCGGUCGAACUCAGGGCUCAACAUUGUAACGCCCCAUCACGUUACGGAUCAUACCAUUCUAGACAGCGUUGCUGGAUUCAUUAACGAAGUAGUCCCGACGGCAAACACUGGACUCGUCGAUACCAAAGAUCAGAUCCAAUGGGCUAGCUUCGAACAUUUCGACUCAAAAGGUAUCUUUUUGGACAAGACUUACGAAACUGAGAAAGUUGGGUCUCCUGCUGUGAUAUUGGCUCUGGGGUACACUACAGGUGUACAGGUGUGGGCUAUACCCUCCAAUGGUGAGGCAACUGAAAUUUUAGGUUGGCGACAUGGUUACGUAAGGCUGUUGAGAUUUAUAGUAACGCCAUCUGUUAGUGAUUUGAAUAAGCGAGACGUUUUUGCCUCGAAGCGGCCCUUAGUAGCCAUUUGUGAAUGCAUGACAACGGAUUCUCCGUACAAUUCACUCAAUUUCAUGUCUUUGAAGACUGGAGAUCAGGUGAAAGCCAUAAAAUUUGGCAGCCCUAUUUUGGAUGUAUUUUCCAACAGCAGGUCUGUUGUAGUGACUUUUCAUGAAAAAGUUGCCGUGUUUGAUGCCUUUACCUUAGAAGACCGACUCAUCGUGACCAGCUGCUACAUAAGCCCAGGGUUACAACCGAAUCCAGUGGCGCUCGGAGCAAGGUGGUUGGCUUAUGCGGAAAAGCGCUUGAAUCCCUCCAAGAAGAGCAAUGGAGGAAACGACGGAGAAGGGGUUCAGAGCUACACUGCCACCGUACUCCACGCAGCCAAGUCUUUGGGAAAAGGGCUCAGAGAAUUUGGCGAGAGUUUUGCCAGUAGUCUAGCAGGGACCCCCUCUUUGAAACUCAGUACGAGUCCUAACAGUCCACAAGCAGGGGGUCAAAACGAUUUUGCUCAUAAGGGAGUUGUCACAAUCCUGGAUAUUGAAAGCCCCUUUGUGCAUUUCCUGGAGAAAAACGCUCCGGCCAGCGACCCUGUUAUAGCCCACUUUGCUGCGCAUACGGAAGCCAUAGUAUAUCUUAAAUUCGACCCGAGUGGCAUGCUUAUCUUCACAGCGGACAAGCGCGGCCACGAUUUCCACCUGUUUCGGAUACAGCCGCAUCCAGGAGGGCCGGCUCUAGCCGCUGUCCAUCAUUUGUACAUACUGCACCGCGGAGAUACGACGGCCAGGGUGCAGGACAUGUGCUUCUCGCCCGAUUCCAGAUGGGCGAGUGUCUCAACGCUUCGAGGGACAACUCACGUAUUUCCGAUCACGCCGUACGGCGGCAACGUUGGGGUGAGAACGCACACAACCAAACAUUAAAACUUAAAUAAAAGUUAAAAAAAUGAUAAAUUCACAAACGUCUUCUUUGCAGGACUGACUGUCGAAGGCAGGUCCAACAGCCCUGUUGCAAUGUUUGAAGCACCUUCGAGCUCCCCUUACCCGUAUCUGAAUCCAAGGUACCCACCCUACCCACGUCCUACAGUGGUGAACCCCUUGGCCCAAAUCAGGCAACCUGUGUACAUUCAGAAUCCAAAAUCGUCUCCUCAAAGGCCGCAGACAGGGCGACAACGGCUGUCUUCUUCGUCGGAAGAGAACGUUUCACUCGGCCUAGUGGCGUGUUUCGCUCCUCCAAGAGCUUGGUUAGACACACAAUCUCGCGAAAUUGCCGCGGCCAACAAGCAGAGACCAGUCGAGUCUCUGUUCGUGAUGUCGUGUUCCGGAAUGCUCAUCCAGUAUGAACUUGACCCGCACCAGGUCUCCAAAGUUCCCAAGGAACGAGUCUCAAGCGAAACGCCUAUCGAACUGACUGUUUGGGCCAAAGCGCAGUGGUUUCUGCAAAGGAAGCCCUCGUCCGCAGAACUGCCUCUACCCAUGACAAAAGACAGUUUAAGUUUCCUGGAUCAAGAAGAGCCUGUACGUAAAAAGAAGUCCGACGACAAUGACGAACUCUGGGUGUCCCAGGUGGAAAUCAUAACGCAUGCCGGGCCACACAGGAGGCUGUGGAUGGGGCCGCAGUUUACUUUCAAGACGAUAACUACAGGAUCACCUUUCUCUUUAUCAGAGGCUCAACCUGUUGAUCUCAGUCAUUCGAAACCUAUGAACAUGCCUAUUACCAAAGCAAACGCCGUAUUGAUAGAGUCAACGUCGGCGUCUAGUUGCGAGCAAUCACUACUGGAAACAUAUCAUAGGACGUUGGAGGAAGAGGGUGGGGUUGGAGAGUCUAAGCUCAAAGAAGAUCUAGCAGAUGCCAUGUUGGAACCGACGGGAAUCAGAGAAACUGGUGGGCGGUGCGUGAUCGUUCAAAUGAAACCGACGGCCGUCGCUAAAAUAGUCAACUCCGUGGGAGCGGUCAUUAACGCUCCAUCGGAAGACGACGACGAAGAAACGGAGGUUUUUGAAGAGGUAAUCCACGAAAACUGCGACGAAGCACUCUUUCGGCCCAUCGUCGCUCCAAAAACGAUAGCGUGCCGUGGCAAAACGAAACACUACGGCGACGACAUCAUAACGAAGAGUUUGGGCGCCACCACCGAAGUCGCUGUUACUAUCCUCAAGAGGGGCGCAGAUAAAAUCAAGGCCAAGUCGAGAGAGGCGUCUUCUAGAAACGUUAAGGAAAAGCCUAGAGACUCGCCUAGUCGUUUGCUCCUUGAGGAAAACACUAAAAGUGUCGAAAUCAGGGCGAAGCCGAAUGUCGAGGCUAAAAUCGUCGACAGUACUGAUGGGACUGAUAUUGAACCACCAAAACCUGUUAAAACCGAAUCAGAUAAGGCAGACUUUGACGUUCCACCAUUUGAAAGCGAAGACUUUUUCUCGCUGGAGACCCUGCCGAAGUCCGAUGCCUUCGAAGAUGCCAGAGACUGCGAGGAGGCAUCCUCGGCGCCCAACAAGGGAAAGAGAAAAACCAGACUGAAAGUCGACAAGUCUUACGCAUUGGACGAUUCUUCUGAAACGAAUACCUCGGAAGAAAACGUUCUGGAGGAAAAGAGUUUCACCAGACGAACGAGAAAGCCGAAAGCUAAGCUAGGAGUGAAGAUCGCGAACAUCAACAACGAGAAUCUGAACACGGAGAAGACUUUGGAGCAGCGCGCCUCGGAGAUUACUGUCAAGAAGUCCUGGAGCAGCAUAGCCUCGUCGAAGUCGGCCAAAGAGAAGUCUUUGAUCGACCAUACGGAAAACGAGAAAGACUCGAACCCGAGCUUGCCGACGAUUGAGUUUACGGAAGAGUUUACGGUGCGUUUACCAAGGAAAUCGAAAGAACCCUACAAUGCUCCUGAUCUCAUUGAUAUAAGUCUCCCUCCGGAGAAAAAGACAGCUGCGGAAGUUCCAGUGGUUUCCAUAACGGCUGAUUUGUUGAAACUGGACAAGUCCUCUGAUGACGAUAAAGGAGAGUCUAGCAGUUCACCCGGCGAAAGCGAUGACUCAGGAAAAGUUCCGGAUUUGAUAUUCGAGGACUUGACUGACUCGAAAAUCGCCCUGGUGGCGUCUACUAAGUCGUCUCGGAGGAGGAGGAAAAAGAAAUAAUAUGUUUAAUGUAUCUUGAAGAGAGAAGAAGUGAUGUGGUGUGAUAAUUUGCGCAGCCAAGUUGCUAGAAAUUAGCAAGUUUUAAAGUUUGUACCAUCUUUUUUAUCUAUAGGUUCCUUGGGAGGUAGUUUUCCAAUUUUUUUACCUUUGGAGUUAUGCUUAUAAAAUUUAACUCGCUUUCAGAGUUUCAAUGGGGUUGUUGUGGCCCAUGGAUCAGAGUGGCUUUGUAAAAAAAUAUUCUGCCGCUAAUGUGGAAUGAGAAAAACUUUUAUUUUCGAAGCUGAAAUAAAAGAGAAAUGAUGGUUAUCAGAAUAAAAAUCGUCUUAGUCAAAAAAGAGGCUUGAGUUAUUUUACUCUUGAUUCAAUUUGA
Molecule: messenger RNA, 4065 nt
Organism: Leptinotarsa decemlineata (Colorado potato beetle)
Lineage: Eukaryota; Metazoa; Arthropoda; Insecta; Coleoptera; Chrysomelidae
Product: breast carcinoma-amplified sequence 3 homolog
Biological process (GO): autophagy; response to starvation
Cellular component (GO): cytoplasm
Molecular function (GO): protein binding
Source: RefSeq, a predicted model, not a curated record